This is a messenger RNA of Mycotypha africana, 1497 nucleotides long. RefSeq lists its product as uncharacterized. The transcript is spliced from 8 exons. NCBI's taxonomy places the organism in Eukaryota, Fungi, Mucoromycota, Mucoromycetes, Mucorales, Mycotyphaceae. Gene Ontology annotation, biological process: protein deubiquitination; proteasome-mediated ubiquitin-dependent protein catabolic process; regulation of proteasomal protein catabolic process. The record is from RefSeq and is a predicted model, not a curated record. The coding region runs from base 1 to 1497 and encodes 498 amino acids. Gene Ontology annotation, molecular function: proteasome binding; protein binding; cysteine-type deubiquitinase activity.
AUGCCAAAGAUCAAUGUAACAGUUAAAUGGCAAGGCAAAAAGUUCGAAAAUAUUGAGCUAGAUACUGAUGAAUCACCCGAACUUUUCAAAACUCAAGUUUACUCGCAGACUGGCGUUCCACCAGAACGUCAAAAGAUAAUGGUUAAGGGUGGCAUUUUAAAGGAUGACACCGAUCUUAACAAGUUGAAUUUGAAGGAUGGACACAGCUUUAUGAUGAUGGGUACUGCUGGCGAACUGCCUAAGCCCCCACCAAAACCAACUCAGUUUUUGGAAGAUAUGACCGAUGCUGAAAUUGCCGAAGUGUUGGAUAUUCCUCCUGGUCUUGAGAACCUUGGAAAUACUUGUUAUAUGAAUGCUACUCUGCAAUGUAUGAGAGCUAUGCCAGAACUUCAAUCCUCUUUAGAGAAAUACACAGGAGGACUUGGUGGUGUCGAUAACAGAGGCAAUCUGGUAGCUAGUCUUCGUGAUUUGUUCAUAAACCUCAAUAAGACUACUGAAGGCUUUCCUCCUUUGGUUUUUUGGCAAAUGCUACGUCAAUGUUUCCCUCAAUUCUCUCAAACAGGUCAAGGAGGCAUUCCUAUGCAACAAGAUGCUGAAGAAUGCUGGAGUGAAAUAGUCUCGGUCUUGAAGGCUAAAUUGCCCAAGGAGGAUGAGGAAAAGAACUUUAUCGAACGUUAUAUGACAGGUGAAUUACAAACGGAAACUAUCUGUGAGGAGGCGCCUGAAGAAGAAAAGACAAUCACCAAGGACACUUUCAAUAAAUUGAGCUGUCAUAUUUCUAUUAAUAUCAAUUAUAUGGUCAAUGGUAUUUUGGAGUCACUGAAUGAAGAGAUUGAAAAGAAUUCACCUACAUUAAACCGUUCGGCUAAAUAUCAACGUAAAUCUCGCGUCACGAGGUUACCUCAAUAUUUGCCUGUUCAAUUUGUUCGUUUCUUUUGGAAGCCUCAAGAACUAGUCAAAGCAAAAAUUUUACGUAAAGUCAAAUUCCCUCUAGAAUUUGAUGCGACAGAACUCUGCACACCUGAGCUUCAAAACAAAUUCUCCAAAGCAAAGCUAAAGCUUAAAGAGAUUGAAGAUAAAAAGGUUGCUAAAGAAAGAGAAGAGAAGCGCAGGAAAAUGAAUGACGAUGUCAACGGCGGUAAGGUAGCAGCAGCAACGUCCUCAACAGCAGCAAAAGGAGUAUCCUCCUCCACAACUAUGGAUGUAGACGAGACGGAGAAAUUGGAUUGGAAAGAAUAUUUGGACCCUGAGUUAGUAAAAGACGUCGGCUGCAAUCCUACUGGACAAUAUGAACUCGUUGCAGUCCUAACCCAUGUUGGAAGAUCUGCAGAUUCAGGCCAUUAUAUUGCUUGGGUUAAGAAGGGAAAGAAUGAAUGGCACAAGUUUGAUGAUGAUAAGGUUUCUGUUCUUCAAGACAGUGAUAUUGAAAGAUUAGAUGGAGGUGGUGAUUGGCAUACUGCUUAUAUUGUUCUUUAUCAGGCUAAAAAGUUAGAAUAA